AUGAAUUUCACCCGCCUGACUGCGUCUUCGCCCACUGUCCGUGUCCGUGGCUUCCGUCCGGUAUUCUCAGGCCAGAAACGAUUCGCUACCACCGACGUUGGGAAUAAAGGGGGUCCUACUCGUCUAUUGUUAGUUGCGAUCGCACUAGGAGUUCCGGCAUCGUUCUAUCUUUCACAACGAGGGGCUAUCAAACCGACAAGUCCACAGGGAAACGUCGAAGCAAGCCAGCCAAAUACCUCUAAUAAUGACAAGCCUCGAGCAAUGGGACCGCCCAGCGGACCAAAUAGCAUGUCUGCCAAACAACAGGGUCUUUCGAAUGCGGAUACGAUGAAUCCCUAUGUCAAUGAGCCGGGGAAGAGUGAGAAGGGGGAGGGGGAGACUGAGACGGCCAAGUUGAAGGGGACGGUGAGGGUUGAUCGGCCGCAGGUGUGA
Penicillium brasilianum is the source of this 432-nucleotide messenger RNA. The record is from the annotation of a GenBank genome assembly. Lineage: Eukaryota; Fungi; Ascomycota; Eurotiomycetes; Eurotiales; Aspergillaceae.